Ostertagia ostertagi is the source of this 681-nucleotide messenger RNA. Lineage: Eukaryota; Metazoa; Nematoda; Chromadorea; Rhabditida; Trichostrongylidae. The record is from the annotation of a GenBank genome assembly.
AUGAUGGAAAACCACUGUGCUUUAGGCAUAAGACUUGACGAAAUACUACAUCAUGUCAGAGAAAUUGACGAGAAGCUGGAAAUGCCAGACCUAAAGAAGAUUGCCUUUGAGAUGAAUCUGCUCAACAAUCGCAUGACAGAAGUGGAGAAGCAGCGUCGUCACACGCCUCAAGGCUCCACAGCUGCUGUCCCGGUGCUCAUUCCUCACAGGAGUGAUUCGAGAGACGCAGACGACAGCAACAGGAAGUCCGUUCGCGCACAAUCUCCAAAGGAGUAUCCCUCAAGAGGUUCAGCUCACGACCAGCCUGCGAGAAGGAAUCGUCGCUCGACGCCUCGUGAAGACUCCUAUCGUGCUCACUCGAAGGAAGCUUGUCGCUGCACACUUUCAAGAAGUUCACACCACACUCGAUCCCAGAAGGAACAUCGUGGCUCAACAAGUCUGAGAGGCCUUCACCAUGCUCAAUCAAGAGAUCGUCGUCAUUUGUCACCUUCAAAGGGCUCGCGCAGUGUCCGAUCAUCGAGAGGGAUUUGCAGUUCGCCAAUCUCGAAGAGAUCUGCGUCGCAACCGAUCACCAAGAAGAGCACGCCGGACCCCCAUUCCGACGACGGGCACCGUACUCGAAAGGAAGAUGCGCAUUACAGAGGACGAUCAAGGAAUGCGAGUCGUACACAUGAGAACUAG